AUGUCUCCAAUGAGCUCUGGCCUCAUGUGCCUACUUCGGCAGUUGUUUGGCUCGCCACUGGGCCAAUCAAGCGAUGGUGCAGACUUCAAGGGGGGUUUGCCGACUGCCCGGUACGUGCCGAAGAGAUCAAAGGUCUUCCGACUUAACUUCUCGCUAGAAUUAAUUCCGCUCCAGGAUGAUUGCUCCGAUGCCUGGCGCAACACGCGGUGGACAAGAUUUUCUGGAGGCGAAUACAAAGAGAUAAGAACUCAUAUCCCGUCGGGCUCUGCAGUUCACUUGACACGGAGCGGAGCGCGAGCUAUCCCCCUUGUCCCUGCCGCGACGUUCCUAAGAUUUCUCGAGAUCAUGAGUGAUUCAGAAAUUGAGGACCAUCGUCCGAACAGGGCGCCAGAUACACUCUUACCACAUCCUACCGUCGUCCCUGUCCCUACCGCCGCCUUUCACCAUCACCAGUCACCUAUAUCUAACGUGCCUGCGGACGUUCUCUUGCUGAUCUUCCGCGAGAUCAACGAGUCUACCCUGCGGGAGUGGGAGAAAGGGGUACCUUUCCCGGACUCCGUCGCUUCCGUUUGCACUCAAUGGAGGGAUGUCGUGUCCUCCGUGUCCGCGUUCUGGAGCUUCAUACUCAUUGCUGUCGACGAGGCACGACCUACGCCAUUGACGGUUGUCAGCCGCCACCUUUCUCAUUCGAGAAACCAGCUUCUUGACAUCCAAAUUCGUCAGCUUUGCCUUCCAUGGCACCCAAGGCUCUACAGGUCCUCCGAGCAGCCGGAGAAUUGCGAAGACCCCGGGGAGAGGGACCGUGUCGCUGCCGUCAUGAAUCUGAUUAUGCCACAUCAAGGUCGUUUGCAUGACCUUUACUUCAACAUCCUGCACCGCACGUCAAUGCCGCGACCCUACAUGGAUUUCCACGGUACCUUCCCUCGCCUCGAGAACCUGACCAUGAUAUACAACUCCGAAGACGGCCAAGACGACCGACUUGCCCUCCCCAUACGCCCUCUAGACGCCCCUAUUCUAGGGUUUCUCGAUGUGGCUGGCCCCGUUCUGCGCCAGUUCCAUGAGUCAUCGAUGACUUGGCCCUUUCCUGAACUCGGGAUUUUGCUAGUUGGGCCAUACCCGGAAUACCCUCCGUGGCCAGUAGCCGAUUUCGCGGCAUGUCUCCGUAAGAUGACCGAACUUGAAAUGCUCGAAAUGGAAGAUCUAGAACUGGCGCAUUCUGGACCAGACGGCGCCGAUUCGCUCGAUUGGUUGCAGCAUUUGAACAUCGAACGCAUGCGCGGCGAUGUCAUAGGGAAUAUCAAUGCACUCCUCGGCUUUCCUGUAACGGGACACGUGACGUACAACUCAUGUUCGAUCCCGACGUACGUUCGACUAUUCGAUAAGAUGACACGAAGGUGCCAUUUGAUAGACAUGGAGUCGGUGGAUGUCUUGAAUGUCCUCCUCAACGAGAACUAUGAUUUGGAGACGCUCGAGAUUGAAGAAAGCAUAUUCACGGAGGAGAUCAUUGAUGCACUCGCUGAGCCGUCGGACGAAGGCAGCUGGAUGUGUCCCAAUCUGACCAGCAUCACCCUUUCAGGUUACUGCUUCGGCUUCUCCGAUGAGAAGCCAGCACAAACCGCGUUCGUGAAUAUGAUCAAAAUGCGACACACCACGCAUCAUGUCUACACAGAAUCUAUUCGCCUGGGACACGAGGCCAAACUAGGUGUCGUCCCUCUAACCCAUAUCCGGAUCGACAUCUCGGUGUUGGACGAUGACGUCGAGGCGCUCGAUAAAGACGAUUUAGAAUGGCUCGACGCACAUAUCUAUUCCGUGGAAUGGGGAAGCUGGGCCAGAUGGAUGUCGAUGAAUACGGUGAAAGAGAGCAUAAGGAUGGCAAAUGUACGGUGUCAGGACGUCGGUAAACGGAUUGAGAAAGCCAUAGAAACGACCCGCAUGAAGUGCUGCUUCAUCAAGAAGUUGGAAUUCAAACGUUUGCAACAGCGUAAGCUGCAGAUUCACAGCACUUGCGGGAGUCGCUUUGUAGGGCUCGUGUUCCCUUCAACCAUCACCCCGGAACUCAUCAAACCCACAUCGCUGCAGGGGUUCAAAUUGGUUCAAAAUCUUCUUGAUAGCGCGCCAGAUCUGGUGAAUUGCUGUAUGCGAUUGAGACUGUCUGAUUCACGCCCGCAUCCAAAUAUCAUGGCAAACGAGCCAGUCAAUGUAGAAAGCAACAUCUCGAGCACGCUACCUCAUGCAAUGCUUGCGCCCUUCCAGCCACACCGUACAUCCAUCUCAGAUAUGCCAAACGACGUGCUGGUGCUGAUAUUUCACGAGAUAUUCGAGUUCGCUAGGCCUAUGGGACGAUGGAUACGAACCGGAUUGGAGUUCCCAGAGUCAGUUGCAUCUGUCUGCUCCCAGUGGAGAGCAGUCAUGUUCUCGGUGUCCAUAUUCUGGACCGCCAUGCUCAUCACCGUCGACGAUAACCCCACACCGCAGUCUAUCAUUCGCAGAUAUCUUACCCUAUCAAAGGAGCGGCCGCUGGACAUCACCAUUUGUCGAGAUGAGAUGAGCCUCGACCUCUUGAGAGCGCGCGUGUCUGAAGAUCCGGAAUAUCGUGCAAGGCUGGCCGAUCCUGUGGAAAAAUGGCGGAUGGCUGCUGUCAUGGACCUCCUGACUCCGCACCAGGCUCGUUGGGAAAGACUCUAUAUUCACGUCAUGCACAGUCCAGAUGAACGUUUCGCUCCGACGGCCGUGAACAUAGAUGACCCUAUUCUCGAUGAAUGUUUCGCUCCGACGACCGGGAUCAUGGAUGUUCCUAUACUCGAACUGAUGGAGGCUAGCGGUCUCUUUCUACGCCAAAUGUCAGAUACCACAUUCCCCAAUCUCGACGAGCUCACCAUUGAAGAGUACCCACGACACUACCCUCCUUGGACAACGACUGAUCUCAUUACGUGCAUUCGCAAGAUGCCUGCACUCCUUACACUGCGUUUAGACAAUGUCAGCCUCGAAAUCCUUGACGACGAACUUCCCGAUGAUGACCGCGCAUCAAAGCUUGAAACGAUGGACUUCACACACAUGUCGGGCGAUGUACUGGAAAAUCUCAACGCUCUCUUGGACUGGCCUGUACUCGAGGUUGUGGUGUACAACGACUGUUCGAUCCCAAGGCCCGCUGAGCUGUUCCGCGCUUCUCAUUAUGGUGAGAUUAUGUACAUGCAGACGGAGCAGGAUGUUCUCAAUGUCCUGCGAGAUUGGGACGACGAGAAUUGCACGCGUCUUCACAUCACCAACAGUGCAUUCACGGAGAAUAUUAUCAAUGCCCUGUCCGAGCCACAGCCCGAUGGCAGCUGGAUGUGCCCGUACUUGACCGACCUAAACCUUUCCGGCUUCUGCCAGGGCUUCUCGAACUGUGAACCGGCGCAAGUCGCGUUCGUUUACAUGGUCAAGAUCCGUCAUGCGAUGCACGCCAAUAUCGAAUCUGCCGAUUCAGAACACGCGGACUUUGCUGUUUCGUCUCUCGAGGAGAUCAAGGUGAAUGUUGAAGGGAAUGGCCAAGAGGUCAGCACGGAGGCUUUGGAAUGGCUUGAUGCCAAUGUCCCUGUCGUGACAUGGGGUGAUUGGUCCGGGGGAACGCAACAGUUCUCCGAUUCUGCCUCCAGCUCUGAGGAUGCGGAAGACCCAAGUGAAGAAUGA
Molecule: messenger RNA, 3669 nt
Organism: Postia placenta MAD-698-R-SB12
Lineage: Eukaryota; Fungi; Basidiomycota; Agaricomycetes; Polyporales; Adustoporiaceae
Exons: 10
Coding region: 1-3669 (1222 amino acids)
Molecular function (GO): protein binding
Source: RefSeq, a predicted model, not a curated record